AUGACGGCCCCACUCUUUGCCUCACCGCCAGAGGAUAUACGCAAACUUCUAGAUGCAAAGUUGCCGCUUGAGCCCAAGAAGUAUCAAGGCACAGUAGCGUUGCCCGGCUCAGAAGCGGAGGGCCACUCUCCGAUAUAUAGAAACAUAUACAGCCCCGAGCUAUUGAUCUCGAAUUUGCAUCCCACGUUAGACACCCUAUAUAAGCAAUUUGAAUUUGCUUGCCAUUUCAACGGCACGCGUAAUGCGUUCGGGGUGAGGGAAAAAAUUAUUGGUGGUGGUGGUGUAGGUGGUCCCGAGGGAAAAGUGUCAUUUGGGCGUUAUGUAUGGCAGGAUUACAACACGAUCAAGCAAAGGAGAAACAAUUUGGGCUCGGGAGUAUUUUUCAUCUUGGAGAACAACCCCUAUAAGACUGAAAGUGAAGCCCAUGCGAGAAUCAAGUACGACCCCAACAGGAGAGCUGAAGAUGAAGGGUUUGUAUUGAGCAUAUUCAGCCACAAUCGACCCGAGUGGGCCUUGUGUGAUCUCGCUAGCGCCGCCUAUUCAAUAGUCAACACAGCAUUAUACGACACGUUGGGCCCCGACACGAGCAAGUAUAUCUUGCAAUUGACCGAGUCUCCCAUUGUCAUUUGCUCCAAGGAGAAAAUCCAGGGACUAGUCGAGUUGAAAAAGGCCCACCCUGAAGAAUUGCGCAAUUUGAUCGCGUUGGUCUCAAUGGAUAGCUUGGAUUUGAUGGUGGAGGACUUGCGGUUGAAACAAUUUGCCAACGCCAACAACAUUUCCUUAUUUGAUAUCACACAAGUUGAGAAAAUCGGCGCUGCUAACCCGUUGGCCCCCAUCCCUCCAACCCCAAAGACCGCAUUUACAAUCUCGUUCACUUCGGGGACAUCGGGGGCAAACCCCAAGGGCGCCGUCUUGACCCACGCCAACGCCGUGGCUGCAACCACGUUCCGCGUGGUGCGCUCGCCAGCGGGGUUCACCGAGCCCGUAGUGAUAUACGCGUUUUUGCCAAUUGCCCACAUCUAUGAACGUUCGUCGAUUCAAGUGGCUUUAGGUUGCGGCCACUCGAUCGGGUUCCCCCAAGGGAGACUGCCCGCGACGUUGUUGGAGGAUGUACGCGAGUUGCAGCCGCAUGCGUUAACGCUCGUUCCUCGUGUUUUAACGAGAUUGGAAGCUGCCAUCAAGGCCCAGACUAUCAAUCUGAACAACUCAUGGGUGAAAUACAUAUAUACCAAAGCCAUCAACGAGAAGAUGAGGUUGCAGGCGCUUCCUAGUGAAAACGAUUACAAUCCACCGCAUUUAGUAUAUGAUAGGUUUUUGAAUGCGUUGCGUCGCAAGAUUGGCUUGGGCAGCGUCGCGAGCAUCAUGACUGGGUCCUCGCCCGUGGGACCCGACACGGUCAAGUUUCUCAAAGCGGCGUUGAAUAUCGGUGUAGCCAACGGGUACGGGCUGACAGAGUCCUUUGCUGGCAUUUUCGCCAGUUCCAAGUUCGAGCAUGAUCCCGUGUCUAUUGGAUGUAUCGGGAUGACGAUUGAGUGCAGACUACGAGAUAUCCCAUCGAUGAAUUACACCAGUAAGGACGCGGGCGGACCAAGAGGCGAGUUGUUAUUACGUGGCCCGCAGAUUUUCAGAGAGUACUACAAGAACCCUGAGGCCACCGCGGAGUCGUUUGACAAGGACGGGUGGUUCUUGACUGGCGACGUGGCGAGAGUCGAGACUGCGCGCGACAACCGGAUGUUCCUCAUUGACCGCGUCAAGAACUUUUUCAAGUUGGCGCAGGGCGAGUUUGUCACUCCUGAAAAGAUUGAAAACACGUAUUUAUCCAGUUUCCCCUUUAUCCAGCAGAUAUUCGUACACGGGAACUCCUUGCAAUCUUAUCUCGUGGGUGUCGUUGGGUUGGACCCGACCACAAUCAAGCAGUACAUCAAAACCCGCUUUCAGGAUGAACUAGUUGAACAAGAAGACAUUUUGGCCUUUUUGAAUGAGCCCAAGAACAAACGCAUCCUCUUGCAGGAUCUAAACAUCUCGACCAAGGACAGAUUACAAGGGUUUGAAAAAUUGCACAAUCUAUUCAUUGAUUUCGAUCCGUUGACGCUUGAGCGCGGCGUCGUUACCCCGACUUUUAAAAUCAAACGGCCCAUCUGCACCAAGUUUUUCCAGAAUGAGUUGGAUGCAUUGUACGCUGAGGGAUCGAUCUUGAAAUAUGGCAAGCUUUGA
Molecule: messenger RNA, 2214 nt
Organism: Lodderomyces beijingensis
Lineage: Eukaryota; Fungi; Ascomycota; Pichiomycetes; Serinales; Debaryomycetaceae
Source: the annotation of a GenBank genome assembly